Molecule: messenger RNA, 591 nt
Organism: Nicotiana attenuata
Lineage: Eukaryota; Viridiplantae; Streptophyta; Magnoliopsida; Solanales; Solanaceae
Exons: 6
Coding region: 1-591 (196 amino acids)
Source: RefSeq, a predicted model, not a curated record
AUGUCCCAUCAACAAGAGGAUGAUGCUGAUUACAUGGCAAAUGAAUAUGAAAUGGAAGCUAUAGAUGAUGAUAUGGAUGAUGAGUUCCAUGGCAGAGAUAUUGAUGCUUCUGAUUCAGAUGCAGAUGAGUAUGACUACAUGAAUAAUAAAAUGCAAGAUACCUCUGCUGCUGAGGCAAGAAGAGGUAGAGAAAUUCAAGGGAUUCCCUGGGAAAGACUUAGCAUAACCAGGGAGAAAUACAGGCAAACAAGAUUAGAGCAAUAUAAGAACUAUGAAAAUGUUCCACAAUCUGGGGAGGCAUCAGAGAAGGACUGCAAAGCCACAAACAAAGAGGCUUCGUACUAUGACUUCAGACGUAAUUCAAGAUCUGUUAAAUCAACAAUUUUACACUUCCAGCUGAGGAACUUGGUGUGGGCAACCUCCAAGCAUGAUGUGUUUUCCAAGCACCUGCAAAAAUUUUGGUUGAUUGGCUGGGUAAGAGCAAUCCGUGCUGCAACUUGGUUUUGCCGCUGUCUUUGUUUUACUCGUGAAUACUCCAUGUACACUAGGAUCUCAAUGACUUUGUUUGAUUUGUUUCAGUCGGAUUUGUAA